This is a messenger RNA of Panicum virgatum (switchgrass), 704 nucleotides long. RefSeq lists its product as uncharacterized. The record is from RefSeq and is a predicted model, not a curated record. The coding region runs from base 260 to 592 and encodes 110 amino acids. NCBI's taxonomy places the organism in Eukaryota, Viridiplantae, Streptophyta, Magnoliopsida, Poales, Poaceae. The transcript is spliced from 2 exons.
CAAAGGUCAGAGAGGCCCAACCCUAUCCUCUCUGGCUCCCUCCCACACCGCUCGCGCCACUCUCCUUCCCCCGCCGCUCGCGCCGCUCUCCUUCCCUGGCCGCCCCGCAGUUCUCCCCCGGCCACCCCUUGCGCAGCUCCCUCCGUCGGCCACCGCCCGCGCAGCUCCCUCCAUCGGCCGCCCGGCCGCCCCCCGUCCCUGCUCCCAUACCCACCGACGCACCACCGCGAGGACAAGCUCGCCUCCGGCGCCAGCGCUGAUGCCGCUGCAGCAGGAGCACAGGAGAACCACUCGGGCGUGGGGCUCAACGCACGCGUGGCCGGCGGAGCACCUCCAGGGCGAGAACGCCAGCAGCCGCCUCUGCGCGUCGAGGGCCGGCAGAGCACCUGCAUCGGCACGGUGGCACGGCGGCACGCCAUGCUUCGGGCCGGCCCGACGGCCCCACGGGCCGUGCCUUGGGCCGACGGCCAGGCACGAGCACGGCGCGGCCGGCACGGCGGCGGCACGAUGUCGUGCCGGGCCGGGCCGGGCUGGCCCGUUGGUCAUCUAUACAUGCAAGGACCUCGAGAGCAAAACAAGUACUGAAAGGUAACAGCCACAGCUGGUCAGGCAGCAGGAGGCUCAACUCUUUACAAAGGCUUCUGUUAGCCUCUUCUAAUAUUUCGACUAGCCGCUUGAGAUGCAAAAAUAAUUAAUGUAUACCA